Molecule: messenger RNA, 1541 nt
Organism: Chinchilla lanigera (long-tailed chinchilla)
Lineage: Eukaryota; Metazoa; Chordata; Mammalia; Rodentia; Chinchillidae
Gene: Ngb
Product: neuroglobin
Exons: 4
Coding region: 316-828 (170 amino acids)
Molecular function (GO): oxygen binding; heme binding
Source: RefSeq, a predicted model, not a curated record
GCCUCCAGAUUGCACCGGCCCUAGCAGUUGCAGAGGCACUGCGCGCGCCUUGCUGGACGGGAGGGGGCGGGAGCCGCGGUUGCUUUAAAGGGCGGCUCUCAGGGACAGGGAGUAAGGCGCAGCGGCCGGAGCGGGGUCUCCAGAAGCGGCAGCGCGGCUGGCACGGCGGAGUUGCCUCCACCUACGGCGGGCUACGCGCAUCUUCUCUCAGCUUCGGCCAGGCAAGGAGCUGCUGGGCCUUGCCCGGCGGAGGCACAGGGGCCAUAGGGGGUGCAGAGGGUCCCGCGUCCCCGCGGAGAUGGCGCUGCACGUGCGAUGACGGCGCCCGCGCCCAGAGGGUCCCAGUCCUGCGUCCCGCGUGUCCAGGAGAACAUGGAGCGCCCGGAGCCCGAGCUGAUCCGGCAAAGCUGGCAGGCAGUGAGCCGCAGCCCGCUGGAGCACGGCACCGUCCUGUUCGCCAGGCUGUUUGCCCUGGAGCCCGACCUGCUGCCUCUCUUCCAGUACAAUGGCCGCCAGUUCUCCAGCCCCGAAGACUGCCUCUCCUCCCCCGAGUUUCUGGACCACAUCAGGAAGGUGAUGCUUGUGAUCGACGCUGCAGUGACCAAUGUGGAGGACUUAUCCUCACUGGAGGAGUACCUCGCUGGCUUGGGCAAGAAGCACCGGGCAGUGGGUGUGAAGCUGAGCUCCUUCUCGACGGUGGGCGAGUCCCUGCUCUACAUGCUGGAGAGCUGCCUGGGCCCCUCCUUCACGCCAGCCACACGGGCCGCCUGGAGCCAGCUGUACGGGGCCGUGGUGCAGGCCAUGAGUCGAGGCUGGGACGGCGAGUAAGAGAUGACCCCUGCCCAGCGGCUCCCAGCUGUCUGUGUCUAUCUGUCUGUCUGUGUCCUAUGUAGCCAAGUUCCCCUAGGCCUCCCUGCUUCUUGUCCCCUUGGUCAUUCUGGAGAGGCAGUGGAGCAGGGCCAGGUCUCAGAUUCUCCAUCCUAGAAAUGCACAGGGAACUUCUGGGUGCCCCUUAUCCCCACAGCCUCUUUCCUGCCUGCCUCUGUACCUUGCUGGCAUUCCCAGUGCCCAUGAAGGGAGCCCUUUUGGUAGCAGAGGUGGCAUGGAACUGGAAAGGGAUGCUUUGAGAGCACAGGGCUCUUCUCAGGUGAGCUGGGUGCAGGUGGGGGAAGAUGGCUGCGGGCUCAGGAGCUGAGGACUCCUCAUUCAGGGCUUCCAGUGGAGCUCCCCGAUAUUGCUGUGUAGAACUCCAGCAGUGAAGCUGGAGAGGGGCAACCUCAUCCCAGAGAGACCUGAGUCCCAGGCUUUUCCUCACCUCCCCAGCCCACAGAGCUGAGUCUCACCUCGGCAUCCCCUUCUGCUCUCUGCUUGGGCAGUGGGCCCACAGCUUGUGUCUAUCACCCAUGCAUGCCCUUCCUUGGGCAACGGGCAGGUGAGAAAGCAGCGGGAAAGGCCCUCUGCCCACUCCCUGCACCACAUUUGCUCUGUGUUGUGGUUCUAUAAACUCACAAGGAAUAAACCUGUUCUCUGUGCUGCUCUGA